ACCCUGCUGUUCCAGUAUGGCGCGGAAGCGAAGCGUUCCCCAGCUCCCUCAGUUUAUCUUACUGAUCUCUGUAAUUUCUCUGCAUUUAAUAGCGUGUCCUUUUACCAAAGUCGAAGAGAGUUUCAACUUGCAAGCCAUUCAUGAUAUUCUUUAUCACAGGUUUGAUUUGGAGAAGUAUGAUCAUCAUGAAUUCCCUGGUGUGGUUCCUCGUACCUUCCUUGGACCGUUGUUUGUCUCGGUGCUCAGCGCACCUAUGACCGUUUUACUCUCCCACCUUGAGGCUCCAAAGUUUUACACACAGACUAUUGUGCGUACUGUUUUGGGGAUGUGCGUCUGCCUGGCUCUAUGGCACAUGCAGCAACAGGUACGGAGACAGUUUGGAUCGCUGGUCUCUGGCCUUUUCUGCCUGAUGUGUGCGUCACAGUUUCACCUGAUGUUUUACAGCACAAGGACUCUACCGAACAUAUUCGCUCUGCCUAUAGUUUUGCUGGCAUUCACAUCCUGGAUGGCUCAAAGGCACGGCCCGUUCAUAAUGCUGUCCGCUUUUGUUAUCAUCGUGUUCCGCUCCGAGCUGUGCCUCCUGCUCGGACUCAUGCUGCUGAUGUCACUUAUGUCCAGGAAACUCAGUAUUAAAAAGCUGCUUUAUUUUGCUGUCCCUGCUGGCAUUUUGUCACUGGGUUUCACUGUUGGUGUUGACUCUGUGUUCUGGAGGAGGCUGCUGUGGCCUGAAGGCCAGGUUCUCUGGUACAACACCAUCUUGAACAAAAGCUCCAACUGGGGAACCUCCCCUUUUCUCUGGUACUUCUAUUCGGCUCUUCCUCGUGCUCUUGGUGCCACCAUCAUAUUUGUUCCAUUUGGUCUGUUGGACAGGCGGAUGCACACGAUGCUGAUGCCCGUCGUGGGCUUCAUCCUGCUUUACUCCUUCCUGCCCCACAAGGAACUCCGCUUCAUUAUUUACACAUUCCCCGUCUUUAAUGUCGUCGCGGCUCGUGGCUGUUCCUUCAUUUUAAACAACUAUCACAAGUCGUGGCUGUAUAAAAUGGGGUCUCUUGCUGUAAUUGGCCAUUUGGUGGUAAAUGGUGUUUAUUCAAGUAUUUCAUUAUACGUUUCACAUCACAACUACCCAGGAGGCAAAGCCAUGCAGGAACUGCACAUGUUAGUACCAGCUGAUUCAGACGUGAACUUGCACAUAGAUGUACUCGCUGCACAGACAGGCGUCUCGCGCUUCUUGGAGCUGAAUAGUAGGUGGAGGUAUGAUAAGAGAGAAGAUCUGCUGCCUACAGACCCACUCAUGAAGACGUACUCGCAUAUACUAAUGGAGGCAAACAUGACACUGAUAUCACUACUUGGUGGCUCUCACAAACCGCUCAUCUACAUCCAGGGUUACGAACGCUUGCUAGUCAACGCUUCCCAGUUUCCUCCACUCAGUGUUAAAUUAACCAAUAAGCUUGUGCUUCUCAAGAGUUUAACGCACUCUGAGCCUAGCUGAUGUGGAAGUGCCAACCUUUCUUCGUGUCUGUGUAGGAGGUCAGAAUAUGCUGGUACGAGUUAACGCCUAAAUGAACAAUCAUCUUUUUCUCCCAUGAUGAUGAUGGCAGCAGAGCUGAUUGACAUGAACCUGGAAUGUACAGCGGCUGAUGGUUGCGUACGUAGGUUGUCUGAGCUCUAUUAACUGACACCUUCUGAAAGCUCCGUCCUCCUCCAGUUUCAUGUUAGUAAUGGUUUGUCUGGUGCUCAACUUUUUUUUUUUUUUUCCCCUCCCCCUGCUUGAAAUAUUCAGCACCUGUGUGUGCUGUCGAGCUACAGGGUGAAUGUUUUGUUUUGAGUUCAUUAAUGUGAAAUAAAAUGUCUUUUGUUCAA
Neoarius graeffei (lesser salmon catfish) is the source of this 1860-nucleotide messenger RNA. RefSeq names its product ALG12 alpha-1,6-mannosyltransferase (gene alg12). Gene Ontology annotation, biological process: protein N-linked glycosylation. Gene Ontology annotation, cellular component: endoplasmic reticulum membrane. The coding region runs from base 17 to 1489 and encodes 490 amino acids. Lineage: Eukaryota; Metazoa; Chordata; Actinopteri; Siluriformes; Ariidae. The transcript has 9 exons. Gene Ontology annotation, molecular function: alpha-1,6-mannosyltransferase activity. The record is from RefSeq and is a predicted model, not a curated record.